Molecule: messenger RNA, 1647 nt
Organism: Phalaenopsis equestris
Lineage: Eukaryota; Viridiplantae; Streptophyta; Magnoliopsida; Asparagales; Orchidaceae
Product: endoglucanase 1-like
Exons: 8
Coding region: 48-1514 (488 amino acids)
Biological process (GO): carbohydrate metabolic process
Molecular function (GO): hydrolase activity, hydrolyzing O-glycosyl compounds
Source: RefSeq, a predicted model, not a curated record
CAACAGCACUCAUAUUAAUCAACUCACUCCUCCCUAACAAAUCAAAAAUGAAGUCAAAAAUGGCAAGCUUGUUCUCCCUCCUCUUCCUCAGCUCAUCUUCUUUCUCAGCCGCGUUCGACUACGCCGACGCUCUCACGAAAUCAAUACUCUUCUUCGAAGGGCAGCGCUCCGGCGAGCUCCCGCCCACCCAACGUCAACAAUGGCGGGGCAAUUCCGGCCUCUCGGAUGGGUCCUCUGCCAAUGUGGAUUUGGUGGGCGGGUACUACGACGGGGGAGAUAAUGUGAAGUUUGGAUUGCCGAUGGCCUUCACCGUGACAAUGCUGGCGUGGGGUGUUAUUGAGUUCGGCGAUAGGAUGGCGGGGGAGUUGGGCCAUGCGGUGGCGGCGGUGCGGUGGGGAAGUGAUUAUCUGCUCAAGGCUACAUCUGCUUCUCCCAACGCGCUUUAUGUGCAGGUGGCUGACCCAAACGCGGAUCACCACUGCUGGGAGAGACCCGAAGACAUGGACACACCUCGGAACGCCUACAAGGUGACAAAUCAGAAUCCGGGCUCGGAUGUUGCGGCCGAGACAGCGGCGGCGUUGGCCGCGGCUUCCAUCAUUUUUCAGCGCUCCGAUCCUUCUUACUCUUCCAGACUUCUUCAAACUGCUAGAAAAGUGUUUGAUUUUGCGGACAGCUUCAGAGGAUCAUACAGCGACUCCCUUAGUUCGGUGGUGUGUCCAUUCUACUGCUCCUACUCUGGAUACCAUGAUGAGCUUCUUUGGGGAGCAGCAUGGCUUCAGCGAGCUUCAGGAAACGGGAAUUACAUGUCUUACAUCCAAUCUAACGGCCACGUCUUGGGUGCUGAAGACGAUGACUACUCCUUCAGCUGGGACGAUAAGCGAGUUGGCACCAAAGUUCUGCUCUCUAAGGCCUUCCUGGAAGAGAAAACUGAAGAGCUGCAGCUUUACAAGGUCCACGCAGACAACUAUAUUUGCUCCCUAGUGCCGGGAUCAAGUAGCUUCCAAGCUCAAUACACCCCAGGGGGUCUCCUCUACAAAGAAACAGGGAGCAAUCUACAAUACGUAACGUCCACUGCCUUCCUUCUCCUCACAUACUCCAAGUACCUCAACGCCGCCGGGGGAUACAUCAACUGCGGCUCCGCAACAGUCUCUGCUUCAACCCUCAUCUCUCUCGCUAAGAAACAGGUGGAUUACAUACUGGGCGAGAACCCUGCAGAGAUAUCCUACAUGGUGGGUUUCGGCAACAAAUACCCGCUUCGCGUCCACCAUCGCGGAUCCUCCAUCCCUUCCAAGCACGAACACCCGAGCCCUAUCUCUUGCAACGAUGGAUUCCAGUAUUUCUACUCUAACGCUCCGAAUCCGAAUGUCCUGAUUGGAGCUAUCGUGGGUGGCCCGGAUAGCAGAGAUGGGUUCGCCGACGACCGGAGCAACUAUCAGCAGUCGGAGCCAGCCACAUAUAUCAAUGCGCCCAUGGUUGGCGCUCUGGCGUUCUUCGCCAGCUACAGCCAAGCUUGAAUCGUUGCUCGCUUUGUUUCUUGAUGCAGAAAGGAAAAUGGAUGCAGGGUGUGGCGUUAACUAGGAGCCCCCCAGCAUCCUCCUAAGGAAUUUAUGUAGUAAGAACUAAGGGAGUACGGUUAUGUAUGAUGUU